AUGAUGUUAAUGAAAUUAUUCUUACUCUUGAGUUUACAAUUAUUUUCAUGUUUUUCUAUCGAAACUAAACCAAAAUUAACCUUCGAUGAAUUUUUUGAUUAUACUACAUUUUCAUUAUCUGGAUUUUCUCCAACUGGUCAACAUUUGCUUUUUCAAACAAGACGUCCAUCCUGGAAUACUAGUUCUUAUGAGAAUGGUUUGUGGCUCUAUGACAUACAAAACCAUACAAAAAAAUUAAUUGCAACAAAUCCUCAUCAACGAAUCGAAACAAAGUGGUCACCUAGCGGUAACUACAUUGCAUUAAUAAUGAAACCUUAUUCAUUGGUAAACAUAACCGGUUAUUCUUCCAUUGAUGAUUUAUUUCCACAACGCAUUUAUUUAUAUUCUCUCAUAUCCGAUGAACUAUUGCCUAUUAAAAUUGAAAAAGAUAUUUUUUUAACUUUCACAUGGUCUAAUAAUGAUUCAGCUCUUUACAUAGCUGCGAAAAAUUUAUGGCCAUUAGUUGAAGAAUAUAUAUUGUAUAGAGAUGAAUGGAAAGGUGCUAUUCAAUAUCGACAAAAAAUGCAGCAUAUGAGUAGUUGUUCAAUCUAUCGUAUUGAUUUGAAUUUAAAGAAUAUCUCAUUACCUGUUGAGAGAAAAAUUAUUCGAAAUGUAUCCUUUCUCAUUAAUCGGUUACUAUAUAUUUCAUUUGAAGAACAACUUAUCUUCUUAUCACAGUCUACACUUGGUGAAGAUAUAGGUGGUUUUGAAAUAUAUUCGAUUAAUCUUCGAAAUACAUCCAAAUUGUCAAAAUUAACAAAUAAUGAAGUGCUGGAAAUAGGAUUACAGUUGUCACCCGAUGGUCAUCAUAUUCUAUUUCAAGCGCCCGAACGUAGAUUGAAUAAAGGGAAAUUUGACGCUUCACAAGGUCGUCUUUAUUCCUUAAACUUAAUUAAUGGACAAAUAACACGUUUAGGAGAAAAAUUUCGUGGGAGCAUUAGUAAUUACGAAACAAAGCUUGAUUCUAGUGUUUACAUACUUGGACAGUUAGGAACACAAACACAAAUUUAUACACAAAAAUCACCAAUGGAUAAUAUAAUUCUUCACAAUGGAUGGAUUGGAACAUACGAAUCGAUUGUAUCAUCCCAUAAUAAUGGAUCAAUUGCAUUUGUUUAUUCAUCAUUGGAAAAACCCGCGGAAGUUUAUUUUGCUAACAAUAUUGAUCAGUUAAAAUCAGCAAACGCAAUAACUAACGAAAAUGAAUUAUUUACUCGAAGAAAUUUACCUCAAACUAAAGUGUACAGUUGGAUAAAUGUAGAUGAUCAUCGAGUGAUUGAAGGAAUACUACAUUAUCCACCUGGAAAGUUUGAAUCUAAAAAUCUAUCUCUUUUAGUUCUUAUUCAUGGUGGUCCACAUGUUGCUAGUCUAAAUAUAUUUGACCAAUCUUGGCAUCAGUGGGCUUCAUUGGCAGCUUCAGAAGGUUGGCUAGUGUUAGAACCUAACUAUCGAGGAUCAACAGGCUAUGGUGAUCAAUUUCUUAAUGAAAUUUGUGAUAGACCUUUAUCUCAACCAGGAAAAGAUAUUCUUUGUGGAAUCGAUCAAUUGAUUAAAGAUGGUAUUGCUGAUCCACAUAGACUUGCUGUCGGUGGUUAUAGUUAUGGUAGUUUUUUAACAAAUUGGUUGAUUACACAGACUAAACGUUUUAAUGCCGCUCUAUCGGGUGCUGGUGCUGUUGAUCAUGCUUCAGCAUGGGGUACGAUGAGUCAUCCUGUACUAAUGAGAUAUUUGUUUGGAGGAUUUCCAUGGGAAGUACCAAGUACUUAUCAAAAUGAAGCACCUAUUUAUCAUUUAAAUAGAGUACGUACACCCACACACAUCAUUACUGGUGAAGAUGAUAAGCGAGUUCCGGCAAGUGAAAGCUAUAUAUUAGAACGGGCACUUUAUUAUCUUGGUAUACCUGUAAAAUUAAUUAUUUUUCCAAAAGAAGGACACUCAUUGGAUAAUAAUCCUUGGUAUGGAAAGAUAAAAGUUCGAGAAGAACUCAAAUGGUUACAAAAAUAUGGUAAUCAAUCACUGAACUACAAUGAAUUAUCUAGUCAUAGUGAAAAACCGAACUUAACUCAUGCUUUACAAUUAUAUAUGUUUUUAUUCUCUAUUGUAGUAAUAAUCAACACAUAA
Messenger RNA from Rotaria sp. Silwood2, 2157 nucleotides. Lineage: Eukaryota; Metazoa; Rotifera; Eurotatoria; Philodinida; Philodinidae. The record is from the annotation of a GenBank genome assembly.